AUGAAGUCCAUGAAGGGCCUGAGCAAUAAGAUGCUCGGCAGCAUCAAGAAGAGGACCGACUCUUCCGCCGAUACUGCGAGCGCAGGCAGCGAUUCCGCCGUCGACCUGCAGGGCGACUCGCCCGAGGCCGUCGGCGCCAGGAGCGUGAAAGCUUUCUGCGAGUCGGGUGGCCCGAACAACACGGGCGACGAGGUCACCUUCCUGCCCUCGAUAGUCGAAUCCGCCGAGUCCUCACCAACAGCAGCCGCCGAGUGCGCGCGGACGAUACGCAAAUACCUUAAGAAGGACUACUGGUCGAAACCCUCCUACCAGUACAAUGCGCUCAUGCUCACGAGGAUUCUCGCCGACAACCCCGGGCCGACAUUCACUCGGAACCUGGACGGCAAGUUCCUGGAAGUGGUCAAGGACCUUCUCCGGAACGGGCGCGACCUCUCUGUGCGCCAAAUGCUCAUGGAGACGCUGGAUUCAUUCGAGCACCAGAAGGGCUGGGACGAGGGCCUCGGCCCGAUCAUCGAGCUGUGGAAGAAGGAGAAGGACAAGGCCUACAAGGCUUACGGAGGACAUCCGCCGCAACCGCCACGUCCACAGAACUUCGCGGCGCCCCCUACAGACCCGCACUCGCAGAACUAUUUCGCGAGGAGCCACAGCAAUAAGCGUCUUCCUAGCCCCGUUGAGUUGGCAAACCGUCUAGAGGAGGCACGGACGUCAGCAAAGCUGUUGUCGCAGCUGGUAGCCAACACCCCGUCAACCGAGGUCCUGGAUAAUGACCUGGUCAAGGAGUUCGCCGACAGGUGUCUCAGCGCGUCCAGGAGCAUACAGGGCUACAUGACCGCGGAGAACCCUGGCCCAGACAACGAGACCAUGGAGAGCCUGAUCGAUGUGAACGAGGAGCUGCAACAGGCGCUCAACAACGAGAAGCGCGCGAGGCUGAGCGCCAGGAAAGAACUCGGCGUCGACGCCCGUUCCGAGAACGUCAGCCCCGCGCCAGAAGUAAAUGGCUCCAACCGACCCCCCAUGCCCGAGCCAUCGGGGUCAUACUCUGUCCAAGGAGGAGCAUUUCCUAGCGGCGGAGCCUACACGGGCGACUCAGCGCCGCCGCUGCCAAGGAAGCCACUCAACAACGGCAAGGGUAAGGGGAGACAAGAGCCCGACCCAGCAGACUACGUGCCACCGCCGCCGGGGCCGCCGCCAGGGCACCCCUCGGCAGCCGGGCCGUCCCGCUCCGCAAACGCAACGCCGGCGGACGAGGGCCAGGACCCCUUCCGCGACCCGGAGCCCGCGGGGCCGAGAGGAGGCAGGGCGCCCCAGCUGGAAGAGCCGCGGCUGGCCGACGAGCCCUUCCAUCCGGGCUUCGGCGAGCCCACGCGCAGCUACAUUGGCCGCCAGGACAGCGCGGCCAACAAGAUCACCAUGCACGGCGCCGGGUACGGUGGUUACGGGUCGUCGGACCAGGACGGGGACAAGGAGGUCGUCAGCGGCGGCGCCGGGUACGGCGCCGGGUACGGCGGCGGCUACGGCGACUCCUCGUCGUCCGCGUCGAGGCCGCGCAACUUGUCGGACCUCAGCGACGAUAUCUACAACCCGCCGCCUUCCUCCUCGGACGCGUACGGCGGGUCCUCGUCGGGGAAGAGGCCGGUGUACCGAUACUGA
Diaporthe citri is the source of this 1650-nucleotide messenger RNA. RefSeq lists its product as uncharacterized. Gene Ontology annotation, cellular component: actin cortical patch. Gene Ontology annotation, biological process: actin filament organization; endocytosis; actin cortical patch localization. The transcript is spliced from 4 exons. The coding region runs from base 1 to 1650 and encodes 549 amino acids. NCBI's taxonomy places the organism in Eukaryota, Fungi, Ascomycota, Sordariomycetes, Diaporthales, Diaporthaceae. The record is from RefSeq and is a predicted model, not a curated record. Gene Ontology annotation, molecular function: ubiquitin binding; phosphatidylinositol binding.